Messenger RNA from Pyricularia pennisetigena, 444 nucleotides. RefSeq lists its product as uncharacterized. Lineage: Eukaryota; Fungi; Ascomycota; Sordariomycetes; Magnaporthales; Pyriculariaceae. The transcript has 4 exons. The coding region runs from base 1 to 444 and encodes 147 amino acids. The record is from RefSeq and is a predicted model, not a curated record.
AUGUCUAAAAUACAAGCAGCCCCUGGCGCAUUCACUCGGCUGGCUCUCCCCAACAAAAACCGACGAACGCCCAACAAAGAGAUCGUGGCGGCGUUAUGGUUUUUGAGUGUCAAAUUCUGCUUACGGUUUGGCUGCUUCAAAACGAAACAUAACGCCGUGCACUGCUUCCCAACGGCCUGCUCGGAGGAACGUCGGUUGGCUCUGGGCACAUCAACACGCAUGCCCGACUUUGGUAGUUUCAAAAGAGCGACCAAAUGUGACUCGAUAACAAUCCAAAAACAGCGAUGCCGUCGGCUCUUACCAACGCAGGUUAACGGUCUUGGAGGGAUCCGAGGUAGGACCAGCGUCUUCGCAAAUGCGAAGACAUUGGUUGGUCACAUCUCUCUUAUUCAAACGCUAAAUCAGAGCCGAGAUAAAAUCGUAGCAACGAUACACCACCUUUAA